Molecule: messenger RNA, 8712 nt
Organism: Trematomus bernacchii (emerald rockcod)
Lineage: Eukaryota; Metazoa; Chordata; Actinopteri; Perciformes; Nototheniidae
Gene: kcnh2b
Product: potassium voltage-gated channel, subfamily H (eag-related), member 2b
Biological process (GO): regulation of ventricular cardiac muscle cell membrane repolarization; potassium ion transmembrane transport; membrane repolarization during action potential
Cellular component (GO): membrane
Molecular function (GO): inward rectifier potassium channel activity
Source: RefSeq, a predicted model, not a curated record
AUGCAGGGAGCGCACUGAACAUCGCGCGCGUGAGAUCAUUCAAAGUCCCGCAAAGUCUCGCAAAGUGCAGGGGCUACCGCAGCGAAGAUGCCGGUCCGGAGGGGCCAUGUGGCUCCGCAGAACACCUUCCUGGACACCAUCAUCCGGAAAUUCGACAGUCAAUGUCGCAAGUUCGUCAUCGCCAAUGCAAGAGUGGAGAACUGCGCCAUCAUCUUCUGCAAUGAUGGCUUUUGCCACAUGUGUGGUUACUCGCGUGCUGAGAUCAUGCAAAAGCCAUGCACGUGUAACUUCCUGUAUGGACCUGACACCAAGAGAUUGGCCAUCGCACAGAUGGCACAAGCCCUGCUGGGAUCGGAGGAAAGGAAAGUGGAGAUCAACCUUUACCGCAAAGACGGUCAGUGCUUCCUGUGUAUGGUGGACGUGGUGCCAGUGAAGAACGAAGAUGGCGUGGUGAUCAUGUUCAUUCUCAACUUUGAGGGCAUGACUGAUGAAAUACAACUGGCCCGCAAACAGGAACUAAACCACCGCCUGCCCACCUGGCUUGUCACCGGACGUCCACGAGGCUUCAAGCUGCGUCUCCCCAAUCUGCGCUCCUUGUCCAACAGUAAAGUGUCUUUGGACGUCUCAGAGGAGGCUAAAAUCCCCACCGCUACACCCCUGCCGGUACCUUCAGACAACCACAGUCACGAGUCCUUAGGCCUGGGGGAGUACCUUCCUCUUCCUCGUUUGCCACUCAACCACCAGGAUCAUAUCAGUGGAAGCAGGUCAGCUCUACAGAGUUGGCCAGAAGACCGUCAGGAGGACCAGCACACUUUACUGGGCCCUGACCCUCCUAUACGCCCUCAUCCAGCUCCCCAAAGACACCUGGGUCCCGUCGCCCAGUCGUCCCCCUGCGUAGCGCCCCACCACCGCCUCAGCUUAAACCAGGACGCCUCAGGCUCCAAUUGUUCUCUAAGUCACAGCCGCUCGCGGGAGAGCUUUCACAGCAUGCGUCGAGCGUCCUCCGUAGACGAGAUCGAGGCCAUGAGGCCGGACUGGGACAGAAAGAACCGCCACACCAGUUUCCGGCCAGGCAGCACUGGUGCAGUAAACAGUAAGGCGAACAUCUUGAACUCCACGUCGGACUCGGACCUCAUGCGUUACCGCGCCAUUUCCAAAAUCCCGCACAUCACCCUCAACUUUGUGGAUUUCAAAGCUGACCCUCUCAUCGCCCUGCCCUCCGGGGAGAUGGACAUCAUAGCUCCCUGCAAACGAACGCACCACGUCACAGAGAAAGUCACACAGGUGCUGUCUCUAGGUGCAGAUGUGUUGCCCGAGUACAAGCUCCACGCUCCUCGCAUCCACAAGUGGACGGUGUUGCACUACAGCCCGUUCAAGGCGGUGUGGGACUGGCUCAUCCUGCUGCUGGUCAUCUACACCGCCAUCCUGACGCCCUACUCAGCCGCUUUCCUCCUCAACGACCAGGAAGAGGUAGCCAUACAGAACUGCGGUUACUCCUGCUCUCCUCUCACUGUGGUGGAUCUCAUGGUGGAUAUCAUGUUCAUUAUUGACAUCCUCAUCAAUUUCAGGACAACAUAUGUGAACGUCAAUGAUGAGGUGGUGAGCCACCCGGUGCGUAUCGCGGUCCACUACUUUAAGGGCUGGUUCCUCAUCGACAUGGUGGCUGCUAUUCCCUUUGACCUGCUCAUCUACCGCAGCGGAGAGGAGACCACCACUCUAAUUGGUCUACUGAAAACCGCUCGACUCCUGCGAUUGGUGCGUGUGGCCAGGAAGUUGGACCGCUACUCGGAGUAUGGCGCGGCUGUGCUCUUCCUCCUCAUGUGCACCUUCGCCCUCAUCGCUCACUGGCUGGCCUGCAUCUGGUAUGCCAUUGGUAGUGUAGAGAGGAAUGGUUCUAUUGGAUGGCUCCACACGCUGGGGGACCAGUUGGGAAAACCAUUCAACAGCUCCAUCCAAGGUUCAGGACCCACUAUCAAAGACAAGUACGUCACAGCUCUGUACUUCACCUUCAGCAGUCUGACCAGUGUGGGCUUUGGAAAUGUGUCCCCAAACACCAACUCUGAGAAGAUCUUCUCCAUCUGUGUCAUGCUCAUAGGAUCCCUGAUGUACGCCAGCAUCUUUGGGAACGUGUCAGCCAUCAUCCAGCGGCUGUACUCGGGGACGGCCCGCUACCACACCCAGAUGCUGCGAGUCAGGGAGUUUAUCCGCUUCCAUCAGAUCCCCAACCCGCUCCGGCAGAGGCUGGAGGAGUACUUCCAGCACGCCUGGUCCUACACCAACGGCAUCGACAUGAAUGCUGAUGUGAAGCCUUUGUCUCAUGAUGCAUGGUCCGACACCAUCAGAGAAAAUAGGAAAGAUGUGCUGAAAGGUUUCCCCGAGUGUCUCCAGGCAGAUAUUUGCCUCCAUCUGAACCGAACGCUGCUGCAGAACUGUAAAGCUUUUCAAGGCUCCACCAAGGGCUGCCUCAGGGCGCUGGCCAUGAAGUUCAAGACCACCCACGCACCCCCGGGUGACACGCUGGUCCACGCUGGGGACGUCCUCACUGCCCUCUACUUCAUAUCCAGGGGAUCCAUAGAGAUAAUGAGGGGAGACGUGGUGGUAGCCAUCUUAGGGAAGAACGAUAUCUUCGGCGAGCCAAUCAACCUGUAUUCCCGACCCGGUAAAUCCAACGCUGAUGUGCGGGCUCUGACCUACUGCGACCUUCACAAAAUCUUCAGAGAAGACGUUCAGGAGGUGCUGGACAUGUACCCUGAGUUUGCAGACAACUUCUGGAACAACUUGGAAAUCACCUUCAACCUCAGAGAUACCAACAUGAUCCCAGGCUCUCCGAGCAGUGAUGACUCCAACAGUGGAGGAUUCAACAAAUUACGCAGACGCAAGCUUUCAUUUCGAAGACGUACAGAAAAAGAUGAUGCAGAUGCUGGAGAAAGUAAAAAGUCCCAUAAGUCUGUAAGACGAAGACAGAGGGACUCAACCAAAAGUCAAAAACAGGAAGAGGCACCCAAGCGACAAUGGCAGGCACAUCGAAGCUCAGUGUCCUCACACUCCAGUGGUGACGAGGGGGAGGAGCCAAAUAUGAACAGACUCGCCCCACCGCCCGUAAUGAUGGAGACUCCUCAGGCUCAGGCUCAGGCCACGCCCCUGAACUUCGAUGAGAACAUGGAGGGUGAUGGAGAGCCCAAGACAGGGAACACCUGCAACGCCCUGUCAGGUGCCUUCUCAGGUGUGUCCCACAUCUUUAGUUUCUGGGGGGAGAGUCGGGGGGGCGGGCAGUACCAGGAGGUUCCCAGCUGCAGCCUGGCCUCCCCCCCGAACCUCAACACGCCGCUGCACAGCCUGAACCGACAGCAACGCAACCAGGUGGACACACGCUUGGAAAUGCUGCAGAAACAGCUCAACAGGUUGGAGAGUCGCAUGUCAACGGACAUAGGAGCGAUCAUGCAGCUGCUACAGAGACAGAUGGCCCUGGUCCCCCCCGCCUACAGCGCCAUCUCAUCACCACCUCAGGUCUCCCCCUGCCCAGGUCCCGGCCCAGCACCAUGUCCAGGAGAGAGGCUGGUGGAGCCUUUUACUCCUCUAGAGACAGAGAACCUGGCCUCCUUCUCACAGAUCUUGGAUUCCCAGGAAUUUGAAGGGUUUCCGGGCCGGGACUCCCUGCAGCCCCAGGACCCCCCCCUCAUCACUGAGCAGGGCCAGCUCGCCCCCUCCGGACUGGACAGCCUUGAGCUGGGACUGGGCCCAGGUUUGAGGGUAGAUAUAGAGAGUGGGUCAGCAGCGGGGUCCAACUUAGGGUUAGACUUCAGUUUAGGGGUGUGUUUGGGGGCAGCUGGAACACAGGUAUCAUCCCUCGAUUCUGAAACCCAAAGGAGGCUGUCCCUCCAGGAAUCACAGACACCUCUGGACUCACGGACACCACAGAGACACGGCUCUGACCCGGGGGGGAGCUAAGGGAGAGGGAGAGUGGGAUGGAGGGGGGGACACAGAGAGAGGAGGGGUGAUGUUUUGUCCUGCAGUCCCUCCUGUUGGGAGAUGAAAAGGCACCUACUGUACUACCACCAAAACCCAGCUACUGUAUCUACCACUGAUGUUUCACCUCUGACCUCUCGCUCAGAACCAGGCGGGGGGGGGGGGGAAGGGUAAGGCCUCUCUCUGUCUCUCUCUCCCACAAGUCACCCUCACCCUUUCUUCUGAACUCCAUUACAACCUUUAACCAAAACCACAAACAGAGCAGAGAGGAGCUCUGCCUCGUAAUGAACACAGUCAAACCGGACUGAACCGGUCUGGACCUCUGCUGAAGGAGGACACUUCACACACACGAGUGACUGCUACCCUGUAGAUCACAUCCUGUAGAAGAAUCCCUUUACUGCUGUGUCCUAUGUUGGAUGACUGACAAAAACAAGACAUCAACGGACAGAAUAACGACGAAACAAGUAGCCAUUUACGUCUUGCACUGAAAAUCCUAUUGAUAUUAUUCUACUCUAUAUGUCCGUGGCGCUUCCGAUAAACUCACAAACUGGUUGGUAAACUGUAGUGUUAGCUGGCCUAACAGGAAACCUGCUGUCCCGUUCUGUCAUUGGUUCCUCCCCCCUGACGUCCUGCCCCAGGAGGCGGAGCUAACGCUUCCCUCUUCCCAAGAGCGCACUGGAUUGGCUGGUUUGCACCUCAGGGGUGGGAACUGAAGGGUUAAAAGCCAUGAAUUUUUUUUCGAUGAACAUAUCAGCUGCCCUAACACACACAUUGUACAGAUUUGCUAGAGAGUGAAGAACCUAUGGCAUGCUCAGGCCGUAUCACUAACAGGUAAACUGGCAAACUUAGAGGUUUACCACGAGGACAGCGCAACGAAAACAGCUAACUAUUAAUAGUUAAACAAGCAAAACACUAAUUUAACUCAAUGAGUUGUGACAUUAUUGUGAAACAGACAACUUGUGAAAAUAUGAAGACAUAACGCUGGCCAGCUUUCAUUUCUAAACAUCAAAGCACAUGCAUACAGAAAAAAAAGUGAUUAUAGUGUUUCCUAGUGAAUUUGCUACCUCAGAUUUCAUUGAUCCUUACUUUUUCUUUUCACCCUGAAUGCUUUCACCUUGUACAUAGUCUGUCUUGUGAUGCGUAAAUAUACAAUAUAUAAGUUUGCCAGUUUACAACGACCAGCCGAAUGCGCCAUUAUUCUGUGUACAGUACAAUAUGCAAACACUGGCAAAGAAGUGAGUGUGCUUUAAUCUUAUUAUGUGUGUGAUUAGUUCGGGUCUGAAUCUUUUCACGUGUUACAUGUUGGUCCUCGUUUGCAGAGCAUGGCGUUUAGUGCGUUUUGCUUCCACACACUGUAGAGGUUCACUGGAUCCUAACGUCUCUAGGACACGUUUGUUUUCUUUGCCGCAAACUGGUUUAAUGGCUGGUUUAAACGGUACAAUGACAGAUUGAGCGAUUUAAAAUGAGACAGCACAAACAAUACUUUACAACAUAGGUUUUAUAAUACUUAUCCAGAAAUGUCACAAUGAUAAAAGUGAUGCCAGGAUGAAGAAAUUGUACUUCAACACCACCGGUUUUUGGAGUUUAUUCCUGUCAUAUCAUGAUCAGAUGUCCACCAACACACUAAGCUUCUAUAUAAAGCAAAUUAAUUUGUUUAAGGAAUGGAUUUACCUCAGUACGGAAGAGGAUUAGGGCCACAUGAUUCAGUUCUGAGAAGGGUUAGAAUUCUGAGAUUAAAGUCAGUAUUCUGAUGUGGGGAUUUUUUUUUUCACAUCCCCACAUUUUUUUUUUCAUGUGGCCGUAAUCCUCUUCCGUACCUCAGGGCUGACAAAAAGGCACGUUAUAAUAAGAGCAGGUGCAAUGAAAACCUCUAUAGUAAAAAUGUCUGUAAUAUCUUCCACUUCCAUCCGUUUUUUUUAAGUUUGAAGUUGCCAAGAUGAAAAACCCAUAACAUCUUCAAAUGGUCUUCCCUGAUACAAAAUGAUCCGUGUAUUCUCCUGACCUGUACCACACACUGACACGUCCCAACAGAGGAGGGAACGCUGACUGAAGUGCAAUAGUCCUUUAAACAGUUAAGACUUGUAGCAGCUUAACUGCGUCCGUUUAGCACUUUAUUUCUUACAGUGCAGAUGUUUAUAAAGACUCAGGAACGUGUCGUUGAUGUUAGAAGGUUCAUUUUCUGUUGUUUCAGAUUUCAAAACCAAGGAGAACGGAAGGACUUUAACACGGUAACAUUGUAACCUUAACUCGGGUGGAGUUCCCCUUUAAUGAAGAAUUGUGAAGAUUGUACUGCUGCUUGCUGGUCUGAGCUAUUGUAUUUAUUUAUUGUUGAAGGAUUUUUUUGAUUGCCUGUGUUUUAUCAUUUAGUCUUGGGUCAUUAGGUGCAGCAAGUGAAAGCUUUGUGUCCCUCCCCAUGUGUUCUCAAUAAUAAUCCUGAAAUGAACAAGCAUUAUUCACUAUUUAUAAAGUGCUUUGUGACUGGUACACAUGAUUGUCAUAAUAACUUUGAAUAAUUCUGAUCAAUUUGCAAUUGCACACAAAGCCACAUUCAAUACACAUGGCCUGCUUUACCUGUCCCUGUAUAUUCAGCAUCUCUCCUGCACAGUGAUUGGACCGUGUGGCUGCAUGUGAGCAGGUGAUGCCACACUUUGUUAAAGGUGCACUUUAGUAUCCAACCAAAGCAAGAGAAUGCUGUAACACGUGAUCAUUGGUGAUUUUUGAAACAUGUGAAUUGAUUGAUCUGUGAUUUUAAAUUUCAACCAAGGACAUUCUUCAAAGUGACUUAAAAUCAUUGUUGGGGUGUAAUUUAGAUUUUAAACCUAGAGCAUUAUUGUGAAGAUCAGGUUGGUUUGUACACUGUAAAAAUAGAUUAUUGCUACUUUCAGAUCAAUUGUGAUCGUAAUUGAAUCACUGUUGGGGUAAAGUUUAUAGGACCCCCUUUUAAGCAUUCUGUGAAAAUGUCCUUCUUACUACUGAAGCCUCUCUGCUUGUUGUUGUGUUUUACUUUGCUGACACUCAUUACCAUUACUAUGUUUUCAACAGUACUCCCUUCCUGUGGUCACCAAGAACAAGGGCCUAUAACAAAUCAAUCUAAAAAUGUUCCCAACCAGUGAAUAUGUUGUUUUCAUUCUACAGUCCAGUGUUGAGGUGAAAAGCGGGCUCUCCUCCUCGCCAUCACACAUUCUGUAGCGAGAGUUUUGUUACUGUUCAAUAAGUCACCUAGUGGCCCGAACUGUGUCUUUAAAUUCAGACCUAUGACCUCACAACUAGAAUGUGGUUAUUGUCGACUCUCCUUCCUUGUAUGUAGACUUUAGUGGAAUACUCAAUGCUACAGAAUACAUUUAUGUAAUGCAUAAUGCAUAAUAUAACAGUCUGGGGUGCACUUUGAAAACAAAUCAUCUUUACGGGACUGAGUAAUGGGUGGUUUGUGGGCUUGGGGGAGGGGUUUAAUAAGGAGGAUAGUUUUCCCUUUGCAUUUGAAUACACACAAACAUAAAAAACCCAGCGUGCACCGUCACACACACAGACACACACACAUACACACACACCCCUUCCUUAUUGGCUCUUCCACAAUGCUGAGCUUUUUUCAGCCCUGUUCAACUUUCUAUGAGUUCCGACAGACUUGAGUCGUGUAUUUGUAGAUAUUUUGAGCACUUGGGGAGGGGGGGGUUUUGGUAACGUUUACACAACACUGGAUCUGCUCCGUCACUCCUUGCCUGUACAUACCUUCUUCUACUUGUAAAGGAAUCAAGCUCUUUGGCACUCGUAUAGCCAGCACUAUGCAGAAACUGAAACAUUUCUUUGGCAUGCUUUGAAAUGCAAAAUAAUAUAGAGGAAAAUAUACUAAAUAAAUCAAGUCUGCUCUAAUUUCUUAUUAAAAUAAUCACCUUAUUGGGGGGGAAAAAAUAAGUGGAUAAAGCUCUCCAUGGUUAAAAUGGAUAUGAAAUGUGAUUAGGAUGAUGAUGCUAAAUACUUUUAAUAUCGUGCACAUUUUUACUUGCAUGCUGCACUGAGAACCAUCAAGCAAUGCGAAGGUUUGACGUGCAAAGCAGCUGAUUUUCGCUGUAUGCUUGCAAACUGUGUGUAGAGUGAAACACUGAAUUCUUCCAGGUUAUGGGAGAUUUAUAUAUACAUAUAUAUAUACAUACAACUUCCAGAUCAUGGAAGAGAUGGUUACUGAAUAGCUGCAAAUAUAGUGAUACAAUAUUCCAUUGUAUAUUUGUAUCUUUGAUUGUAAUGGAGUGAUGCAUGUGAGGCUGUCCUGGGCAGAACUUUUUCCCACAUAUCUCGGGGCGCUUGAUUUCCCCUGUUUCCACUCCUACCAAUGAAAUCAAGUGAAUAAAAAACUACUUCUGCCCAUCUGACUGAAGACUGACUGUUAUCAACACAUCUGAGUGCAGUUUUUGACCACAUCUUACUUUCUUAUCAGUGCAUGAGGGGUUAAAAUAUGUUAGCAAAAGCAUUUAUUAAACACAUUUUGCUGAAAAGUACUGAGUUAUGUCGCUUAAAAACUCUCACAAAUGUUUUGAAAAUGGUUAAUCUUUUCAGUGAUGUGUACUCUAUUGCAGUCCCUGGAAUAUUACCUGUUGGUUUAUAAUACUGGGCUGGACAAUGCAGUGCUUUAUUCAUAUCAAAUGUUAAAGAUGGGGAAAUGGUGAAGCUUUAGGUUCUGAUUGUGUGAUAGCAUUAUCAACGGUUGAACUUUAUAACAUUUCAAUAAUAUUUCUUUCAAUAAACCUCUUUGAA